Molecule: messenger RNA, 602 nt
Organism: Lolium rigidum
Lineage: Eukaryota; Viridiplantae; Streptophyta; Magnoliopsida; Poales; Poaceae
Product: calmodulin-like protein 5
Exons: 1
Coding region: 171-458 (95 amino acids)
Molecular function (GO): calcium ion binding
Source: RefSeq, a predicted model, not a curated record
GAUAAACAUAUGUAACCUGGAGGAGUACGCAACCAUUUCUGUCGUGUAAAUGGUGUAGGCCGUGCCUAUAUAAGAGCUAUACGGCUGAACAGGCUGCUGCACAUUCAGAUACAUACACCUGCUCAUCGAGUGAUCGGACAAAGGUCAAGGUAGCUCUCUGCAAGGUUGAGAUGGCGAUCAGGAAUCAGAUGGCGACGCGGUCGCUGGACGGGGACAUGACCGUGGACGAGUUCAAGGAAUGGCUCCGGCGGUUCGACGUGAACCACGACGGCCGGAUCAACCGCGAGGAGCUGCGGUGCGCGAUGCGCACCAUCCGGACGCGCUUCUCGGGGUACAAGAGCAAGCGGGGCAUCGACUACGCCGACGCGAACGGCGACGGCUGCAUCGACGACAGCGAGGUCGACGGCCUCAUCGACUACGCGCAGAAGAGCCUCGGGCUCAGGAUCGUCGCCUACUAGACUAUAUUCAGCGCUUGUUAACUUCAUCCACCUAUGCUCCACGCUAGAAUAAGCGGUCGAUCGCUUGCUUGCUACCCCUGUACCCUUUUGAUUUCUUGUGUACUUAUUUGCUAAUCUGUGCGCCGUACGUGCGCGUUUGUGAUC